GAGGGUGGGCGGAAGAUGGGUGGAGUGGGAAGGCAUAGUAAAUGUUACCUGCCUCUUUCAUAACCACCAUCGUGGAGGGGAAAACGUAUGUGGAUAGCUUCACAUGUAGGAAGUCACAAUCCACAUUGAUGCCACUAUUAGGAUGUGGCCGAGAUAAUCCAUUGUCUGAAGUAUAAAGAGUUAUGGAUUUCCACCCAAGCUUUUGAUCAACCAGCAGUCCUCUCCAACAGCAAUCAAUCCUCACGGCUUUUUCCUCCAUCUUUCUUGGCAUUCCGACUUCACCAUGAAGGUUCAAACUAGUGCAGCGCUUCUCCUUUCCUCUUGGGUCCCAGCUACAUACGCUUGGGGUACCUUGGGACAUUACACUGUUGGAUACGUUGCCACCAACUUCGUCUCUACUGCCACAAAGACCUAUUUCCAAGACAUUUUGGGUGAUACCAGCGCAGACUACUUGGCCUCUGUUGCUGCAUGGGCUGAUUCAUACCGAUACACCACUGCUGGAACUUUCACGGCACCUUUCCAUUACAUUGAUGCUCAAGAUAACCCACCUUCUUCCUGUGGCGUUUCAUACUCCAGAGAUUGUGGAUCUACAGGAUGUAUCAUUAGUGCCAUCAACAACUACACAACCAUCUUGCAAAAGGGCACUGCAAGUGCUGCUAAUUUGGACAUUGCUGCCAAGAUGAUCAUUCACGUAUGUUCUGAAUUCCUCUCCCAAUUCUGGAUUUCAUCAUGUCUCCAUUCCCCUUAUUCUACAUGUCAUUACCAAGGCGCAUGGGCAUCUCGCAUAAAAAAGAUAAUCCGUACCACAUUUGUUCCCUCGUGGGCAAACCGUCAAUAUAUCCAUAAACAUCCUUUACUCAUACAUCCUAGUUCCUUGGCGACAUCCACCAACCUCUCCACGAUGAGAACCUCGAUGUAGGUGGAAACACCAUCUCCGUCACCUACGCCGGCAAAACCACCAACCUCCAUUCAAUUUGGGAUACUGCGAUUCCCGAACAAUACACUGGCGGUUACGCACUUUCCGAUGCCAAGACAUGGGCAGCAACUCUUACAACCGCCAUCAAAACCGGAACAUACUCUUCUUUGAAAGCAGGCUGGACUGAAGAUAUCGAUCUCGAUGAUCCAAUUACUUCCUCAAUGGUUUGGGCAUCUGACACAAAUGCCCAUGUUUGCGAUACUGUUUUUGCAGAUGGAGUAGCGUCGGUCAAGACAGGUGAUUUGAGUACCAAUGGAUAUUAUGCAGCUGCGAUCCCAGUGGUUAAGUUACAGAUUGCUAAGGCAGGAUACAGACUUGCAGCUUGGCUAGACUUGAUUGCCACUGGUACCACAAACCUUUAAAUGAAGCGAGAUUUGGGAGUAGAGAAAAAAUGGGGGAAGAAAGCGGGGAAGGAAGUGUAUAUAAGGACUCAUUUCAAAAUGUCAAUAUUCAUACCUAGGUAACUUUUAUAUGCACAAUAAAUACACUUAACAAAUAAAUCUCA
Molecule: messenger RNA, 1481 nt
Organism: Botrytis cinerea B05.10
Lineage: Eukaryota; Fungi; Ascomycota; Leotiomycetes; Helotiales; Sclerotiniaceae
Exons: 7
Coding region: 284-919 (211 amino acids)
Biological process (GO): DNA catabolic process
Molecular function (GO): nucleic acid binding; endonuclease activity
Source: RefSeq, a predicted model, not a curated record